GACCUUGGGUUUGCGGGCUAUUCGUCUGACUUUCGAACCGGGCGGAUUAUGAAUUUCUUGAGUAUUCCUUUGAAGAAGUCGGCUCCUGUUGAUUUAUCCAGUAAUUUUCAACAGUUGAUCGCCCUGCAAUAUGGUGCUUUAACCGCGAAUGCGUGCCUUGGUUCACUUGGUGAGUUAUCGUCAAUGCGGACUGUCGCAUGUGUCAAAGGCGAUAACUACAACCCGACAGUUGAAGCAAUCGCAGCGUACCAUGAUGCGAUGUAUCAAUUAGAAGGACGUCUAAAUGUGAAUGUUGCUUCACGAGUUGAUUUUAAGUGGAGCGAUAUUUCUGGAAAAUCUAACAAAAAAGAAAGCUCUCUCAAAUUUGAACGUUCAAAUGUCUUGUUUUGCUAUGGUGCUGCUCACAGUCAACUUGGUGAAUCGUGCCGUCCCAAUUGUGAAAAUUCACUCCAACAAGCUUUGAAAUCUUUCAAGAUUGCUUCCUGCACAUUUGAUUACAUAUCUUCAGACUUGAUGUCUGGGGUUAAAGAUCCUCUACCAGAUUUAACUUCAUCAGCACUAACACUGUUCAGUAAUCUUAUGCUUGCUCAAGCAUAUGAAUGUGUCCUCUCGAAAGCUGAAAAAGAUAAGAAAAAGCCUGCCAUUUUAGCAAGAAUAGCAUCAACCUUGACUAAUCUUUACGAAGACUGCCUGUCAGAUUGUUCUGGUGGAGCUAAAAAUGUUGUUCCAAAAGAUUGGUCUGGUGUAUUAAGCAUGAAAAAAGGUUUAUAUGAAGCUUUGACACAAUACCAUCAAUCUAAAGCUUGUUGCGAAGCCAGACAGUACGGGGAACAAGUAGCUCGCAUAUCAUUUGCUUAUGAGCUAAUCAAAGGUGUUGCUCGAAAUAGUUGUUUUCAGCGAAAGAAUUUAGUGGAACAAUUUAAACAAGAAGAAUCAGUUGCAAUAAAAGACAAUGAUCAUAUAUAUCACGAAAAGGUACCUCCCAGAGGAAGUCUUGCUCCUGUCGAAAGUGUUGAUGUCAUUAAAAAAACCCCACUCACGUUCCCUUUGUCUUCAUCGAAUACCAAAGAUUACUUCGAAAAUCUACUUCCUAUCGCUGUUACAGAAGCUGUUAACACUGCCAAAGGUGUUCGUGCAUCUCUUAUCGACAGCGAAAUUUGCACGCUACGAGGAGCAUCUACUAAAGUGAAUGAAGUGUUAGCUUCAUACAAUUUCCCGGCAGCAUUACUUGCUAAGGGAUCAAACUCAAUUACGGAUAAUAUUUUAUCCAAAGCUACUUCUAUACGUCGAGAUGGUGGGGCAGAAAAAUUGUAUCAGCAACUAAUGUCGAUACCUGAAUGUGUUCAACGUAAUAAGGAAAUCAUUGAGGCUGAGAAAAGUUCACUAGAUGAUGAAGAGAGUUCUGAUAAUAGUUUACGAAAACAAUAUGGUGAACGUUGGUCACGGAAACCAUCAAGUGAAUUGAACAAAUUAUGGCGUUCUGAUAUACAAAAAUGUUUGAAUUUACUUGAACAAACUACGAAAACUGAUGCAUCUCUUUUAGAACGAUACGAAAAGCAUAAAGAACACUUUGAAAUAUUAAGUAAACCAGAAGAUGAACUUGAAACGCUUAUUGGAUCAGAUGCAAAAUUUGCCGAAUCUGGUACUGAAGCCAAUAAUGAAGAACUAAGAUCUGAACUAACUCAGUUAUGCAACAAACUAGAAUUAAUUAAGACGGAAAGAAAUGAUCUAAUAGAACAGUUGAAGUUAGUUGAUUAUUCACCGGAUCUAGUUAAAAAGCUAUUGACGUACUAUAGUGAACAUAAUGAAACAGUUGAUUUACAAAUUGCUACUGAUAUGCUUGAUGAAAAAAUGGUGUCUGUGCGUGAACUUAUUCAAGAAAAUCUAAAUAAACAAGAAAGUUUAUUAAAUGAGUUACAAACAAAAGCUGAUAUGUUUUACGGUGGGUCCGAUGGUAAUUCAAAAGACAAAGGACUAUUGACAAUGCUUAAUUUGGCUGCAGAUGAGUAUUCUGCACUUAAAGAAGCUGUUAGUGAUGCCACGAAAUUUUACGCUGAGCUUACUGAGAUUUGUGUGAAUACCCAGUGUAAGAUUGAAGAUUUCUGCGCUGCACGUACUACUGAGAAAAAUGAAUUAAUGUCUGAUAUUACAACAAAUAUAAGCCGGGUUCGUGUUUCAGACCAACAAGUCUUUCCGAAACCAUCUGUCCCUACUCGACCUGAACCAUCUUAUGUUAACCGUGUCAACCCUGUUCCUCCCGCUGUUCCUCAAGUUCCAAUGCCAACACCAACAAUUCCCAUGAUGAAUAGUACCACAUAUCCGAUGCCUCAAGCAUGGAAUCCUCAAGGCUAUCCUGUGAUGCCUCAACCUUCACCAUAUGGUAAGCAUUAAAAACUUGAUGUAUAUUGUUUUCAACAGAAUGUGGAAUGGAAGUUUUUUCUGUGGUAUGUUGUUUAGUGCGCUUUUUUGUUACUGAAAAAAAAUUAUAUUUGUGUUUGACUAAUAAGAAGUGUAUCGGAAUAAGAUCAAAUCAUUGAUUUUUUUGAAUUCUUGUUAGCUACUUACAACCUAGAAACAAUAGUAAUCAUCAUUUAUAACCACCUUUACAUCAUAUUAUUAAAGUUUAGUAGAAUAAUGACAAUGAUUAUGAAAAAGUUUGUAAAGUGACUGAGUAUUUAUUUGUUACUGAAUGUGAAGAUUUUAGAAAUGUUUCUAGUGAAUGAAAAUUGAUGCUACAGCGUUACGUAAUAAAAACCAUAAAGUUGAAUAGAUUUACAGAAUAAGAUGAGUAAAGCUCAAAAGUUGACUCAAGAAUAAAUUUGUUAUUGAGAAUAUGAAAGGAGAUACUAUGUAAUUGAUUAAUAAAAAAUAGAACUUACUAGGAUAAUGAGAGAUUUAAAACUGUGUCUUUCUUUAAAUGUAUUAAUUUGAUUUCAACUUUUUUAGUUGUGAUUACUUCGAAUAAGUUAAUCAAUCAGUUUUAUUCUGCCAUCCUUUCUGUUCUUGCUUUAGUCAAAUUUAUUAAUAGGUAAAAUUGUAUAAAAUACUGGUAUAUUUGUGUGCGCCUGUGUGUUGAUGGAGUUGUCGUAAUUUUUAUCCAUAGUUCUUUACAUUAUAAACCAUUUAAAUAAAAUACAUGUUAGUUUUAAUGUGUAGGUGAAGAUUAAAAUAAAAGGAUUGUUGAUAGUUUUAUAUAAUUUGAUAUGGCAAGUGGAUACAAAGAAACGUGUUGGGGAGAUCCGAAGAGUUCCUCAAAAAAGUCCUCUACCUAGUUCGACCUGUUGUGGGUUAGGAUUAUGAAAUUACGACCGCGACCACUUUCUUCAUUCCAAGUCAUGUUGACUAAAUCUUUAGAUUAUGCCUAUUAAUGCAUAUUUGAUAGCUUGAACUAAGUAUUAUGGAAAUCACUAGGAUAACUGAUUCCUGAGUUUCGUUAAAUUCCAUUUUUUGUCAUUGAAAUAACUGUUAAUUACACACCUACAAGCUCUCACUUCAAGUGAUUUUCAAACGUUUACCAAAUCGAUUAUUAUUGUUCAAGAUAGAAUACAACUAAUUAAGGUUCUCAUCCUAAGACCUCUAUUCCAACACAUAGGUUGUGAUCAAUUGCAAAUUAGAUGGUUGCCACAAUCAAUAAUUAAUGUUCAAAUUAAUCGAGUGAAAAAGAGUGUAUUUUCGUUUUCGGUUAUUAAAAGUCAAUUGGGAAAAUAGUUUGUAGUUGAACGUCUUUUUGAACAGAUAAGGAAAAUUACUUUCUACUUAAUUUAUAUUUAUUUAUUUAUUUAUUUCAACACAUAGAUAUUGGUACAAAGAGGCACCAAAUAUAUAUGCGCCACACAAACCUCAUUCGAUAUGUGUGAGGGCUGUGAUACUGCCCGGGUGCCCAAACCGAAACAGGUGGUUUUCUUAGGGGGCCACUCCCGGAGCCUUCAACCUGAGGUUCUGAUCCACAAGGCAAUGGAGCAUCGUAAGGAGAUGCAGUCCCAUGGAAGCCGGUGACCAACAAUUGGUUCAUACACCAUUUGUUCCCGCAGGAUACUAGAGCCCAUGUGCACCAUUGGUUUGGAAUCCGGUUAAAGCGCCGGACAUUCGCUUUUCGUCCUCUCAUUUUCGUAAACAACACCCCCGCCACGAGAAGGCAGUGAGUAAGACUUCCCUGGCAGAGGCUAUAUACGCGUGGCCAUGUGAGAGCAUUUCGAGAGGGAGAGCGGACUCUCCCCACUCUCGGCCGUACCAGGGCAUUUGGGGGGCACUUAAUUUAUAUGAUCGAGUACUGUAGCAAUCUCAAACUUCAUUGAAUUCGUCUGGAGAAUAAUUAUUUGAUUAAUAAUUUAGAACGUUCAUUUUUGAAAUGGAUUUUCAUAGGUAAAAUCUGGUGCAUUCUUUUUCAAUAGAUUUCGAAACAACGAUCAUUGUGAUAACGUUGAAUAUUUCUACACAUUUAGACAUAAUCUUCCAUUUUGGUUGGAAAAUAACUUUUAUUUUUAAUGUACACACAAGGAAUAAGUAAAUUCAAUUGAGCUAUGUGAUGGAUUUUAUUUAUAGGUUUUUGUUAUCAUGUGGUUCAAUCAAGUUGUUGCUUGAACUUUAAUUUUUUGUCCUAUUACAUUUAGGAAUGGCUCCUUAUCCAACAAUGUAUCCAUUCUAUGGCGCUUAUCCUACAAUGCCAAUGCCUCCAAAUGCAGCAUUUUCUCCCCCUAACAUGAUGCUUCCUGCUCAUUCAAUGGGUGGUAAUGGUGCUUUUCCUAGUGUUGGUGGAGGCAAUACUGACGCACAUGCUCCCCUUGCUGGUGGUGGUCUUCAGGGACAAUAUCUACCUGGACAACCUUCUGCACAGCCUUAAAAAGAUUUCCCUAUGAACAUUUGAUUUUUAUUAUAUUCUCCGUAUCUUUGUUUAAGAAAUGUUUCUUAUGUCUGUCUUUUUGUACUACACAAAACGUGUAUUUAUUAUAAGUAUCCCAUUUAUUGAUUUAUUUUUCGACAAUCUUUAAAAAAAAGACUAUUUAAUGAUCUAAAAUACUUUUGUUUCUUUCUCAUAUUCGUCCUCUUCUAUAAAUAAAAAGCUAAAAAGUGACUUUCA
Schistosoma margrebowiei is the source of this 5077-nucleotide messenger RNA. The record is from the annotation of a GenBank genome assembly. NCBI's taxonomy places the organism in Eukaryota, Metazoa, Platyhelminthes, Trematoda, Strigeidida, Schistosomatidae.